Molecule: messenger RNA, 930 nt
Organism: Rotaria sp. Silwood1
Lineage: Eukaryota; Metazoa; Rotifera; Eurotatoria; Philodinida; Philodinidae
Source: the annotation of a GenBank genome assembly
AUGAGUGCUUCGUUUACACGUCAUGAUGUUGAAUUUCCUACUGAAAAUGGUGUCUUGUUGCGUGGUUGGCUGUUUGAACCCAUUCGAGAAGUUGGAAAUCAAAAACUUUAUCCAGGAAUUGUGAUGUCACCUUAUUAUGGAGGUGUAAAAGAACUCUUUGUGGAUUUAUAUGCAGAAUAUUUUACGAAAUCAAAUUUUGUAGUACUUCUUUAUGAUAAUCAGAAUUUUGGCGACAGUGCGGGUGAACCAAGACAAGAAAUCGAUCCAAAAAAACAAGUUCAAGAUUACAGCUCGGCUAUAACAUAUUUACAAUCGUUGACAAACUUGGUCAAUCCUGAACGUAUUGGUAUUUGGGGUACAAGUUACAGUGGUGGUCACGUGUUAGUUGUCAGUGCAAUCGACAAACGUGUCAAAUGUGUUGUUUCCCAAAUGCCAUCUAUCAAUGGAAAACAGAAUUUACGCCGAAAACAAAAGAAUGAUGAGGAAUAUCAGAAAUUAUUGAGCGCUUUCGAGCGUGAAAGAAAGCAAAUAGCAGAAGGAGGCACUCCGAGAAUCAUACCAAUAGUUCGACCUGCAGUACAGCCAGAUUGGUGGGAAUUUUUUGAUGUAAAUCAAGCCUUGGAUGAAGACAAAUGGCGUUAUAAAAAUUGGAAAAACGAGCAAACAUUACAUAGUGUAGAAAUGUACGGUGAAUAUAAUCCAGAAGAAUAUAUUGAACAAGUUUCGCCAUGCCCAUUAUUAAUAAUUGUUGCUGACAAUGAUACAGUAACGUUUACGGAAGAUGAAAUCGAGCUGUUCGAGAAAAAAGCCCAUGAACCAAAGAAACUAGUUAAAUUCAAUGGUGAUCAUUUUUCAGCCUACAAAGGACAACCAUUUGAAAUCACGGCCAAGGCAGCAAAUGAGUGGUUCACUAAAUAUUUACAAACAUAG